Messenger RNA from Miscanthus lutarioriparius, 372 nucleotides. Lineage: Eukaryota; Viridiplantae; Streptophyta; Magnoliopsida; Poales; Poaceae. The record is from the annotation of a GenBank genome assembly.
AUGGCCACUCAAACUCCCCACAUUCUCCUUGUGGAUGAUUGUCGUGUUGAUUGCGUUGUUGCAUCAUUUACCCUCAACAGUUUCAACAUUCGAGUAACUAUUGCGGGAGAUGCCAUGGAAGCCUUGGAAUUCUUGGAUAACAAUAAUGGUGUGGACCUUAUUUUGACUGAGUACUGCAUUCCUGAUAUGACUGGCUACGAUUUGCUUAGGGAAGUGAAGGAAUCACCAAAACUGAAGCACAUUCCAGUGGUGAUAACAUGCACUGAUGUCAUCCCAGAAAGAAUCAUUGAGUGCAUUGAAGGAGGGGCAGAGGAAUACAUGAUAAAGCCUCUCAAGGUUUCUGAUGUGCCUCGUAUUCUUAGCUACAUGUGA